This is a messenger RNA of Rhizoctonia solani, 4047 nucleotides long. RefSeq names its product ABC transporter. Gene Ontology annotation, cellular component: membrane. Bases 1 to 4047 code for a protein of 1348 amino acids. Gene Ontology annotation, biological process: transmembrane transport. NCBI's taxonomy places the organism in Eukaryota, Fungi, Basidiomycota, Agaricomycetes, Cantharellales, Ceratobasidiaceae. The transcript has 12 exons. Gene Ontology annotation, molecular function: ATP binding; ATP hydrolysis activity; ABC-type transporter activity. The record is from RefSeq and is a predicted model, not a curated record.
AUGAGGCCGCCGCGUGUUUUUGGUAACAAGUCACGUCACGGGACCCUUAGGAGUACUUUUGAGCAGAUUCGAGGCGCAGAGAGACUAGGUCAAGCCGGCCACGACCAUGUCUCCCACUCUGGCCAUGGCUCCGUCGCCAGAAGUGCUCUUCCAGCUACGAGCGGCAGAGUCAGCCACCCUAUUGGUUCUUCUCUUGGGCGCUCCGUUGCUCAAAGGACCACCCCACCGCACGCGACGACCAACGGAGUCUCCGAGAUAACGACUGUUGUACGAGCCGUCAAGACCCCCCGACGCCAAUUAGUAGUAUUCCUCCUUAGCUUGGCCGCACUUACUGCCUUCCUCGAUGGCUCAGUAACUGUCGGCCUGGCCGUCAUCAAACAUGUAUUCGAAACCAACCUGCCCCCUUGGAAAGGCACCGAAUUUCACUCUGUGGCUCUGCUCGUAGCCUUUGCCGGGUUUGCUAUCAUUGGCGCUUUCAAGGAGGCGCGAGGCGCUCCGAUCUGGCAAUCCAAACUUCUCAAGCUGUUUGUUUUCGCCGCGCUUGCAUUUGAUGUUGCUCUUGCAAUUCUCAUCCCACUUGUCGUACCCAUCUGGCACAUGUACCCGGACCCGAACCCGCAUGUUCCCAACGGUUCGAUCGACGUACCUGUUGGAGUUACUCCUGCAGUUCAUUUCGGCCUGACCGUGUUCCGCGUGCUCGUUUUGACCGUCCUUUUCCCUACUCUCUUCUUCCCCCGCACCGUUUAUGAACCCGUCGAGCACAGCGCACCCGUCCCUCAAAACGGCGAAACUUCUUUGCUUAUCCCAGCUGCGGCGGCUGCCUCUGCGGAAACUUCCGCCGGACUCGCAGCGCCCAAAGCCAAGUACGGCACAUUCAACGCCACACCUUCAACAGCUCCACCCAGUCGCGCACACACCCCUGCUCCAAGUAUCGGUGGCCCUUCUAGCUCCGCAGAUGCACGUCCUUCGCGAACUGAGCUCACUUGGUCUGAAAUUGGUGGCCGUCUCAAACGAUUGGCUCCUUACCUCUGGCCUCACAAGAGCAUUGCCUUGCAACUUUUGGCUGUUAUUUGCCUGCUUAUUGUUACUGCUGGUCGUGUUAUCAAUGCCGCAAUUCCGUUCAAACUUAGCGAGGUUGUCGAAGCUCUUACUCACAAGGGUGGUCGUCAUACGGUCUGGUCCCCACUCUUGUGGUAUGUCGGCCUCAGGUUCCUUGCUGGUUCUGGCGGAUUGGGUGCACUUCGUGAUCUUCUAUGGGCACCCGUCAUGCAAUUCUCGGACCGGUCCAUGUCCCAGCUUGCUUUCGACCAUUUGCUCAAUCUCUCGCUCGCAUGGCACACUCGUCGCAAGACUGGCGAAGUGCUCAGGAUCCUCGAUCGCGGCGCAGCAAUCAACCACAUCUUUGAACUCUUGGUGUUCAAUGUUCUCCCUACCAUCGCCGAUAUCGCCAUUGCUAUUUGGAUCUUCUUCUAUUUCUUUGGACCCGCUUUGAGUAUCGUCAUUGCUGCUAUCAUGGUUGUCUACGUUGGAGUCAGUGUCCUUCUGACCUCAUGGAGGACUAGGCUGCGCAGGGAGAUGGUUGAUGCUGAUGUGGCUACUCGCGGCAUUCAUACCGACUCGCUCCUAAACUACGAGACUGUCAAGUACUUUGGUGGAGAGGAACAUGAGGGCGAGCGCUAUCGUGAGGCCAUCACUCGGUACCAGAAGUUCGAGAUUCGUGUAAUGGGCUCCUUGAGUCUCAUGAACCUUACUCAGAAUCUCUUGCUCAGUGCUGGUCUUCUGAUCGGCUCGUUGCUUGUCGUUCUCGAUACUACCCAUCCCCAAGAAGACAUUGUGAAGCGGUAUAUUGUCUUUAUUACGUAUCUUGCCCAGCUCUAUGGUCCCUUGAACAGCCUCGCGUAUAUCUACCGCUCGAUCAACCAGAAUCUUAUUGACACUGAGCGUCUUUUGGAUCUCCUCGAUGAGCCGUCUGAGGUGCAAGACAAGCCUGAUGCAAAGGAGCUCAUUGUGACCGAUGGUGUUAUCGAAUUUGGCAAGUACAACGUCACCUUCUCAUAUGACGGUCGCACAACCGCACUCAACGGCGUUUCUUUCACGGUUCAGAAGGGCGGCUCCAUCGCACUCGUUGGCGAAUCUGGCUCAGGCAAGAGCACAAUUUUGAGACUGCUGUACCGCUUCUACGACCUUGCCCCCGGUGAUGGCGCGAUUCGCAUUGAUGGUCAAGAUAUCCGUGAUGUCACUCAGGCAAGCUUGCGUAAGGCGAUCGGCGUCGUUCCCCAAGAUAGCGUGUUGUUCAACAAUACCAUCGCGUACAACAUUGGAUACGGGAAGUUUGGUGCGACUACCGAGGAGAUUGAGAAUGCUGCUCGGGCAGCUCAGGUUCACGAUCGCAUUACUUCGUUCCCCGAUGGCUAUGAGACUGUCGUUGGUGAACGCGGUGUUCGUCUCAGUGGUGGCGAGAAGCAGCGCGUAUCGAUUGCUCGCACGCUCCUGAAGGCUCCGAAGAUUAUCUUGCUCGAUGAGGCUACUUCAGCAUUAGACACUACUACCGAACGCGAUAUUCAAAAGGCACUCCAGAACUUGACUGAUGGACGUUCUACUGUAUCGAUUGCGCAUCGUCUGUCUACCAUUUCCAACUCCGACUUGAUCCUCGUGUUCCACCAGGGAGAAAUUGUCGAGUUCGGAACUCACCGUGAAUUGGUUGAACGCGAUGGUCGUUUUGCCGCGAUGUGGGCUGAUCAAAUCUCUUCUGUCGACGACACCCGUUCGAUUCACGAUAAUGUCAAGCACGAUAAUGAGUCUGAAGUUCCCGGAUACGCAGUUGACGCUCCUUCGCAUUCGAACCAAGAAGCACACAUCCUUCCUGUCCACCCGAUCGAUAGCCCCGGCAACUUGAGCGCCAUCCAAACAGAUGCCGGUCCCGUUGCGCUCGAGCUUGGCCCACAGAUUGUCCCCGUUGAACAACUUGUCGCUGCUGCAGUUACGUCUGAGCACCCCGAACCCAUCAAGCCUGAGGAACAGGAGGCUGGGGAGACUUCGUUCCGAGAAGUUCACCCUGAUGUUUCGUUUGCCGCUGUCGCGUCUGGCGAUGUUCCUGCUCCCAAGGACGAGACUCAUGUCGAUGAUGCUCCCCAACCCGCUGCCGAAGAGUUUGCCCCUGCUGCCUUCCCUAGCACUGAAGAGCCUUCUUCGAUUCCUCCUCCGGCUCCGAUCGUGUUCCCCAAGGGCGAUGACGAAUCUUCUAUCGCUGGCUCUUCUCGUCCCCCGCUCCGUGAGAAUCCUUCUGGUUCUGGCUCUCCUGGCAUUUCGUUUGCUCCUGGCACUGAAGGUGAACGCAUCAAACAUGCUGCUCAACGCUUCCGCAAGAUCUCGCAAGGUGCCGCAGCCAAGAGCACUGCAGGAUUCGCUCAACUCGCUCGUCGCAUCUCCCGCGGUACUCCUGGCCGUCAAGCUAGCAUGAGCAUCCAUCCCGAUGCAGGUACCGAGGACGUUCGUGCUUCGGAAGACCUUCCAAGACCUUCCGACGAUGUCGCUGCUACUCCUGCCGCCGAAUCCCCUGCUUCUACUCCUGCUCCUGUAGCCUUCCCAGGUUCCGAGACUCCUGUUGCUUCCCCAUCUCCAGCUGUUGUCUCCCCCGCUCCCGAGACUGAAGGUGACGCUUCCCCUGCUCUUGAGGCUCCCUCUACUCCUGGAACUCCUGGUAUCAGCUUCGCUGCGGGUACUGAGGGCGAUCGCACUGAGGGAGGUGACCGCAUCAAGCAUGCUGCCCAACGAUUCCGCAAGAUUUCUCAGGGUGCAGCCGUUAAGAGCACUGCAGGAUUUGCCAACCUCGCGCGCCGGAUGACUCUCAACCCCAACCGACAGCCCAGCUCUGGUUCCAUUCCGGGUGUAGCUUCUCCCCCUGCCACCCCUGGUCACUUGCACCGUGAAGGAAGCGGAAGCGUCAGGCAGUCGCUCGAUGCUGGUGAAGCCAGCAGCGUUGCCGACAGCGACAAGAAGAAGAAGAAGGAUAAGAAGGAUAGGCGCAAGAGCACCGCGGCCGACUAA